Messenger RNA from Aureococcus anophagefferens, 1224 nucleotides. RefSeq lists its product as hypothetical. The transcript has a single exon. Lineage: Eukaryota; Pelagophyceae; Pelagomonadales; Pelagomonadaceae. Gene Ontology annotation, molecular function: oxidoreductase activity. The coding region runs from base 1 to 1224 and encodes 407 amino acids. The record is from RefSeq and is a predicted model, not a curated record.
AUGCGCAUCGUGAUCAUCGGCGCCGGCUGGGGCGGCCAGGGCGUCUGCAAGGCCCUCGCCGCCGCGUCGCUGCCCGCGGACACGUCCAUCACCUGCAUCGAUGGGGCCGAUCACCUCUCCAUCGGCGCGACCUGGCAGUUCGAGCUCGAGGGCCGCGCGGCGCCCGUGUCCCUGCCGCUCGCGGACUCCUGCGCGGCGCCCUACCUCAAGCGCGCCGCCGCGUCGACGAUCGACUACGGGGCCAAGACCGUCGCGCUCGAGGGCGGCGAAGUCGUGGGCUACGACCGGCUCGUGCUCGCGUGCGGCGCCGUGAGCGACCCGAGUUCCGUGCCCGGCCUCGCGGAGCACGCGAUCGACCUCUCGGCGAAGGGCUUCGCCGCGCCCAUCGAGGCCUUCUUCGAAGCGCUCGGCGCCGGGAAGAAGACCGUGCACGUCGCCGUCGCCAAGGCGCCCUACAAGUGCCCCCCUCUCCCCUUCGAGGUCGCCUUCCUCGUCGACGCCAUAGCGCGGCGCCGCGGCGUCCGCGACCGCGUCGACAUCGUCGUGACCUACCCCGUGCCCUGGCCCUUCGGCGGGCCCAAGGCGAAGCAGGCCUUCGCGGCGGCCAUGGACGAGAAGGGCAUCGCGUAUCGGCCGAACACGAAGCUCGUGUCCGUGGCGGCGGAUGGUGCGAGGAAAACAACCACGCUCGCGUCGACGGCCGAGGGCGCCGAGGGGCAGGUCGACGACAUCACUUCAGAUUUGCUCCUCGCCGUCUACCCGCACCGCGCGCCGGACCUCAUCGCGCCGGCGCUCCUCAACGCCAAGGGCUCCGUGCCCGUGGAUUUCCGCACGAGCCGGGUCACGAAGGGCGGCGUCGCGGACGUCUUCUGUGUCGGCGACGCCUGCGCGGCCGUGCUGCCGAGCGUCGGGUCUCCGAUCCCGAAGGCCGGCGAGUUCGCGUACAAGGCGGGCGUGGCCGUCGGCGAGCUCUUGGCCGCGGAGCUCGGCGGCGCCGAGGCGCCGCUCCCGACGGCGCGCAGCGCGCAGUGCGUCGCGGAGAGCGGCGACGGAGAGGGCAUCGUCGUCGGGCCGAACUUCGACGCUGUCUUCCGCGACCCGGACCACGGCAAGCCCGCGUUCGUCAUCGAGCCCGCGAGCGCGACGGGCAAGGUCGCGUGGAUCCAGAAGUUUUUGGACACGUUCGCGCCGGGCAAGGCGCCGACCUUCGCGCCGGCGGCCUAA